AUGGAUGGUUUUAGAAAUCGGUAUAUUAUGUUUAUGGUUGAUAAUGAGAAUUGUAACUGGUUGGAAGAAUUGAGAGAAUAUGAUGGAGAUUUUGUUACUAUUGUUCGUGAUCAAGGAAAAGCCACUUGUUGCUGGGCGAUCGUUGUGGCGGCUGCUAUCGAAUCCUGUUAUAACAUCUUCUUUGCAAACAAACCUGCUAUCAUUCUAUCUCCACAGGAGUUAUUUGAUUUUCUGAAACCUCAUUCUCCAUAUAAUUUAUUGGACAAUUUUGGUGGCUACGGCGCCAAUUACAUAGAUGCAUUUACUUAUGUCAAGGAUUAUGGCAUCUCUAAAGAAGAGGAUUACCCUUUUAUUGGUAGAAGACAACUGGUCAAUAUUGAAGAGAAGCAAAUAUAUAAGAUGAGUCCUGGUCUUAAUAUAAAUGAAAGAGUUGAUGAUAAAUAUGACAAUCCAGCUAAACACGCGGUAUUAAUUGUUGGUUUUGGUACGGAUCAAGAUGAUAACAAAUUCUGGAUUAUAAAGAAUUCAUAUGGAUUACAUGAUUGGGGAGUAAAUGGGUAUGGCAAAAUUUGCCCGUACCUCUACUUAUAA
Messenger RNA from Impatiens glandulifera, 591 nucleotides. RefSeq names its product procathepsin L-like. The record is from RefSeq and is a predicted model, not a curated record. Bases 1 to 591 code for a protein of 196 amino acids. Gene Ontology annotation, cellular component: lysosome. The transcript is spliced from 5 exons. Gene Ontology annotation, molecular function: cysteine-type endopeptidase activity. NCBI's taxonomy places the organism in Eukaryota, Viridiplantae, Streptophyta, Magnoliopsida, Ericales, Balsaminaceae.